Messenger RNA from Neurospora tetraspora, 1425 nucleotides. RefSeq names its product translation initiation factor 3 complex subunit L. Gene Ontology annotation, cellular component: cytoplasm; eukaryotic translation initiation factor 3 complex. Gene Ontology annotation, molecular function: translation initiation factor activity. NCBI's taxonomy places the organism in Eukaryota, Fungi, Ascomycota, Sordariomycetes, Sordariales, Sordariaceae. Gene Ontology annotation, biological process: translational initiation. The record is from RefSeq and is a predicted model, not a curated record. The coding region runs from base 1 to 1425 and encodes 474 amino acids. The transcript has 3 exons.
AUGAGCGCCUUCCAGCAAGCGCAAGCGCCCGCCCGCGCCAUCGACCCCGAUUCGGACGUCGAGGAGGAGGCCCUCGUCAACGACUACAAGGAGCAGGUCCAGUAUGAGGAGGAUGAUGCCGAGUCCACCCAGCUCUCCCUCGCCGCCCAGACCGACGACAUCCAGUCGCGCCUCGCCGCUGCCGCCCAGCCCCUCGACUACUCUGCCGGUCUUGAGGUCAAGUUCUCGAGCUACGAUUCCUACUGCAGCUUGUUCCACUUCAUUUUGAACUCCGAGGGCCCCGUCGACCUCGAGCCCCCCUCUUACUACUGGGCUUGGGAUGUCAUCGAUGAGUUCAUCUACCAGUUCAACUCGUUCUCUUCGUACAGAGCUCGUAUCGCCCGCCAAGGUAACAAUGAGGAGGAGAUCACCAUGCUCCGCGAGAACCCCAACACCUGGGGCUGCUACAGCGUCCUCAACGUCCUCUACUCCCUGAUCCAGAAGUCGCAGAUCACCGAGCAGUUGGCCGCCAUGAAGCGCAACGAGGAUCCCGCGGCCGUCGCCGGCGAGUAUGGUUCCAAGAACCUCUACAAGAUGCUUGGAUACUUCUCCAUCAUCGGUCUGCUCCGCGUCCACACCCUUCUCGGUGACUUCAGCCUCGCCCUCAAGACCCUCGACGACAUCGAGCUCAACAAGAAGGCCAUGUUCGCCCGCGUCAUGGCUGCCCAUUUCACCACCUACUACUAUGUCGGUUUCUCCUACAUGAUGAUGCGCCGCUAUGCCGAUGCCAUCCGCAUGUUCAGCCACAUCCUGGUCUACGUUUCUCGCACCAAGAACUUCCAGAAGAACGCCCAGUACGACUCCAUCACCAAGAAGAACGACCAGAUGUACGCCCUCAUCGCCAUCUGCGUUGCCUUCCAGCCCACCCGUCUGGAUGACACCAUCCACACCGCCCUCCGCGAGAAGUACGGCGACCAGCUCCUCAAGCUCCAGCGCGGUGGCCCCGAGGCCCUCCCCAUCUACGAGGAGCUCUUCCGCACCGCCUGCCCCAAGUUCAUCUCCCCCGUCCCCCCCAACUUCGACGAGCCCGAGGCCAACAUCGACCCCAUCGAGCACCACCUUUCCGUCUUCAUGGACGAGGUCAAGACCAACAUGUUCAACCCCACCAUCAAGUCUUACCUCCGCCUCUACACCACCAUGGACCUCAAGAAGCUCGCCGGUUUCCUCGAGGUCAAGCCUGAGGAGCUCCGUGGCUGGCUCAUGGUCAACAAACAGCGCACCAAGCAGCUGCGCUGGACCGACGGUGGCCUUCUGGAGGGUGAGCUUGUUAACGUCAGCGAUCUCGACUAUGCUCUCCAGGGUGACCUCAUUCACAUCUCCGAGGCCAAGGUCGGCCGUAAGUUGGUUGACUGGUACCUCCGCAACCUUUCGCGCACCUAUGCUUGA